Molecule: messenger RNA, 12159 nt
Organism: Hippopotamus amphibius kiboko
Lineage: Eukaryota; Metazoa; Chordata; Mammalia; Artiodactyla; Hippopotamidae
Product: KIAA1549 ortholog
Exons: 20
Coding region: 26-6691 (2221 amino acids)
Source: RefSeq, a predicted model, not a curated record
CCUGCAGGCCUACUACCUGCGCGCUAUGCGGAUCUCCCAGGCCCAGAGCAUCCUGUAUGUUCGUUUUCCAAUGACCUGGACAGGAGGCAAGACCUCUAGACUCGAGACAGGCUGUUUAGAGAUGUGUGCGCGUUUUCUCGCCUCCUCUACUGCACGUCGGGCUCUUGGGAAGGGAGCCCAACCUUUCCUUUGCUUUGUCCCCGCUGCAGCCUCGAAGGCUGUCCUCCCAACGCAGGCGCCCCACUCACACCUGCUGCCCCGCACAGACUCGAGCCAGAGAAGGAGCGAGAAGCCCGCGGCGCUCGCGCUGGCCAGGUUUUCCGGCUCUGACCCCUCCUCGCGGGCCUCCCUCCCUCCGGGCGCCCCCAGGGGCGGGACGCGCCGGGCCACCAGGGCGGCGGGACCCGGUGUUCGGUGCGGGUCGGGGCGGCGCCGGCCGGCGGCCGGACCCAGGUGUCCCGCGUCCCCUCCCGGGAGGCGGAUCCCGGGCCCGGCGCAGCGCAGCCCCCGCGCGCCCGCGCCCCGCGCCCGCUGCCUGGCCGCCCCGCAGGCAGGAGCCCGGCCGGCCGGGAGGUGGUGCUCGCCUCCCCGCGCCCGGGCCCGCGCGUUGCCGGGCAGCGGCUCGGAGGCUCCGAAGGGGGCGGAGCGGCGAGGCCGGCGUGCGGCUGGCGGCCCCCGUCCGUCCGCGGUUCCGGCCCCCGGCCCGCCCCCGCCUCGCCGGCCUCCCUCAGCGCCGGUGCGCAGCGCGCCGUCCCAGCCGCCGCCGCAGCGGCCGCCCCUCCCGGGCCUGAGAGCGCGGAGCCGCGAGGCCGGGCCGGGGCGCCAACCGGGACUGCCGGGGGCGCGGCGCCGACGCCGAGGCGCGGCCAUGGAGGGGAAGACCCGCGCCGGGGUCGCGCUGGUCCCGGGGCCGAGCGGCCGCGGGCCUUCCGCCCGCCGCGCCCGCCGCCGCCGCCGCCGCCGCCGCUCGGGGCUGCUGCUCCCCGGCCUCUGGCUGCUGCUGCUGGCCCGGCCGGCCUCGUGCGCCCCAGAUGAGCUCCCCCUGGAACCGCACAACCUUUCUUUAUCCUCCUUGCAGCUCAUGCCGAGGGAAAGCACCAUACACAGCCCUGCACACGUGGCCUUAACAGAAACUGCUCCAGGGUUCCAGCAGAGCAGUUCUCUCCACGUCAGGUCAUCUCCAUCCGCCACUACUUUUGAUACAACCUUUUUUAACCAAGGAAAAUGGACACAAAGUACAGCAGAUCACAGCAUCUUUGUGGCAAAUUAUGUGUCGGUGGCGAGCAACGAGGUCAUAGAGGAUGAUGAAAUGGAUAACUUUUUGCCAGAGACUUACUGGACCACUUCACACCUGGUUUCUCCCAUACGACAUGUCACAGUCAGUCUGCCAGGGCUGCCCAAAGAAGCGUUAGACUCUGUGCCGACUCCAUCAUUACCCAUCAUUUCUUUGCAAGAUGAAGAAGUGACAUCAGCCCGGCAAAACACAGUGCAACAACUAACCAGGUCUACUGAAUCCCCCAGUCAUUUCAAUGCUUUUUGGUCAGCUUUUCCCAAUUCUAAGGACAUAAUUCCAACUCCUAGUAGGAAUUUGGUGUUUUAUUCUACUGGCACUUAUGGGCAUGUAUCAAGCAGGACUUUGCCAGAGAUCAUGGCUUCAGGAGCAGAGGGCACAGAAACCCUCCUUAGCUCGCAGUCUUCUGAGCCCUGGCUGCCAGGUGAUGGUGUCACUCGGCAGCCACCUCCCCCAUUUGGACAGGUCUCACUGCCUACAGAGGUUGCUCUGGCUACAGGUCCAGACAGAUACUCUGAUACGACCACUGCUUUGGGUCAAAGCCUAGAGGAAACUGUCUCUUCAGGCACACGUCGCCCUGCAGCUCCGUCCCAGAUGGGCCUUGCCUUCAGCAGCAGCAGCGCACAUUUGACUUUCUUUUCGACUCCUCUUGCAUCUGGAUCAUUCUCUACUCAAUCUGCUGGUGUUUCACUUAACCCCUUUCUUCCCAGCAGCUACAGUGAGGCUUCAGAAUUGCCUGGCCAUUCAGUGGUCCCAGGUUGUGUGGGUGACACUCACGUCCGGAGCCCAGUGUCUUUGCUCAGAGCAAACACCUGGUGCGUGUCCUGCACUGCGGUGUCGCCUCGGCACAUGCUGUCAACAAGCCUCAUGGAGCAGGACAUGGGAUCAGGGGAUGGUGCUGAGACCUUGUCCCUGAUGCUCUCGGAAGUGAGCAGCGUCUCUCCACUGAGCAGCGUCCUGGCAGACUUCUCUGAAUUUGAGGAAGAUCCUCAAGAGUUUAAUACACUUUUCCCCUCAAGACCGAUGGUUCCCCUCUCUUCUCCAUCUAUGGAGAUCUCAGCAACGAGUGUGGGUAUUUCAGCUGAGGGGGAGAUGAGCAGUGUUAUGACCACACAAGUGUAUCCUCCCCAGGGCCACCUCUCUGUGCCUGUGUCACUUGAUGCUGCUGCUUUUGGCUCCUCCUCUGUCGCUGAAGCUCAAGUAAUGCCAUCUAGUGUGACAGCUGUGCUUUCCUCAGUCACCCCUAGUGCUCUUCUUGACUCUUCUUUCCCCAUCACAGCAAACAAAAACACACCAUUGCUUGCUGUCAGAGGCCCAGGUCUUUUCACAUCUUAUAGUUUGGACCUGUCAGCAGAGUCUAAGCUUUUCCCUGACCGAGAAUCUGCCAGUUUUUCCCAGCGUGAAACUGCAAGUAUUUGGGAUUUUGCGUCCAGCUUUUUCUCCACUCCACCUCUGGAAUUCAGCAGCCGGGUCCCUCCAUCUUCAGAAGUACUUGCUUCCCCAUCUCUGAGGUCCAGUGAUCUGUCCACCUUCAUUUCUCAGGCAUUUUCUACCUUGGUUGAGACACUGUCAUUGACCAACUCUUUCAAUUCUCAGUCAUCUCAGCUUUCUGUUCCCAAUUCCACAAACCUUGAAUUUUCUCAGCUCUGGCCAAGCUCAGACCUUCUUUUAAGCACGUUCACUUUUCUCCUUAGUUACUCUGAAACAUCAGUACUCUCCAGCUUCCCCUCCAGUUCUCUGAAGUUUUCUGAAGCACCCACAGUGUCACCGACAGAUGCUGAAACUCAUUUUACCUCAGCUUUCACUGAAAUUACCUCCUAUUUUGAGUUUUCACUCAUGUCCCAUGAAUCUGCAGUCACCACACUGGUGCCCUCCCGUUCUGAGCCCAUUUUGACUUCUGAAGCUCACUUCACGUCACUUUUGACUGUUGUUCCUACUACACCCGUUUUAACUGAAUCUUCUCUCUUUUCAACCCCGACACCUUCUGAAGAUAACAUCAGUGUUAUGAACGAUCAAACGUCUGUCUUACCCUCUUUUUCCGAAGUCACCCCUGUCACCACAGUGCUGGUUACCACUGGAUACCCACCAUCAGCGUUUGUUCCUGAGGUGAUUCCCUCGUCUCUGCCUAUAGAGCCAGAUGGUUCACGUGGCCCAUCAUUCGCACCCACAGAUUUACUGGGGAACACCUCCACUGAGCUGAGCACUUCUGAUACUAGUGCUACCCCUGAGAAUUCUGUUCACACCACCCAGAACAGCAGAACUGCGAGUCAGAAUCCCCAUGAGGACAGCACGGUUCUCCCCCCGCCGUCCCUUCAUCCUGUGACCACCCCCACUCCCGAAGCAACGGUUCAUACUCCAGCGCUGGUCACCACCAAGUCUCCGUAUGUGUGUGAUAUUACAGUUCCUGAUGCCUAUUUGAUCACAACUGUGCUAGCCCGCAGAGCCGUGCAGGAGUACAUCAUUACAUCCAUCAAAGAGGUGUUGAGGAGCCAUUUCAACCGUGUGGUGGAGCUCAAGGUUUAUGAACUAUUCGCUGACUUCACUUUUCUGGUAACAUCUGGUCCCUUCGUUUACACGGCAAUAUCGGUCAUAAAUGUACUUGUAAAUAGUAAACUUGUACGUGACCAAACUCCUUUAAUCUUGGCUGUGAAACCCUCCUUCCUUGUGCCAGAGUCCAGGUUUCAAGUUCAAACGGUACUGCAAUUUGUGCCUCAGAGUGUGGAUACUGGCUUCUGCAGCUUCACCCAGCGCAUCGAGAAAGGCCUGAUGAUAGCUCUGUCUGAAGUGAGAAAACACCACCAGGGGACGUAUAACCUCACAGUGCAGAUCUUGAAUAUCACUGUGGGAUCUUCAAGGCUGGCUCCUCGCCGGGGCCCAGUGAACAUCAUCUUUGCUGUUAAAGGCUCGCAGGGGCUUCUGAAUGGGUCCGAAGUGAGUGAAAUGCUCAGGAACUUGAGUGUGGUGGAGUUCAGUUUCUACCUGGGGUACCCGGUGCUGCAGAUUGCCGAACCUUUCCAGUACCCACAGCUCAACUUAUCUCAGUUGUUGAAGUCCUCUUGGGUAAGAACAGUCCUCCUGGGUGUCGUUGAGAAGCAGCUCCAGAAUGGAGUGUUUCAAGCUGAGAUGGAGCGCAAACUGGCCCAGCUGCUCAGCGAAGUUUCCACCAGAAGGCGGAUGUGGAGAAGGGCCACCAUCGCUGCUGGGAACAGCAUGGUACAGGUGGUAAAUGUGUCAAGGCUUGAGGGAGAUGACAAUCCCGUGCAGCUCAUCUACUUUGUGGAGGAUCAAGAUGGAGAAAGACUCAGUGCAGUCAAGUCUUCAGAUCUGAUUAACAAGAUAGAUAUCCAGAGAGCAGCCAUCAUCUUGGGUUACCGGAUUCAAGGCGCUGUUGCUCAACCCGUGGACAGGGUGAAGAGGCCGUCCCCCGAGCCCCAGAGCAGCAACCUCUGGGUCAUCGUGGGCGUGGGCGUGCCGGUGCUGGUGGUGCUGGUGGUCGUUGCCAUCCUCUACUGGAAACUCUGCCGCACGGACAAAUUGGACUUCCAGCCUGACACUGUGGCCAACGUUCAGCAGCGUCAGAAGUUGCAGAUCCCUAGUGUGAAGGGCUUCGACUUUGCUAAGCAGCAUCUGGGUCAGCACAAUAAAGAUGACAUACUGAUCAUUCAUGAGCCAGCACCGCUGCCGGGACCCGUGAAGGACCACACCACGCCCUCUGAGAAUGGAGAUGUGCCGAGCCCCAAGGCAAAGAUCCCUUCCAAGAACAUCCGUCACAGAGGAAGAGUUUCUCCCUCAGAUGCCGACUCUACAGUAAGUGAAGAGUCCAGUGAGAGGGAAGCAGGGGACAAGACUUCAGGAGCUGUGACCGAUGGCAAGUCCCAUAGAGCCCCACAGAGUGGGGCAGCACCCAGCCCGGGGAACGAGCAGCACUCGUCAGCCUCCAUCUUCGAGCACGUGGACAGGCUCUCCCGCUCCUCGGAUGCCAGUCGGCGGGUCCCCAGUAAGAUCCAGCUGAUCGCCAUGCAGCCCAUCCCAGCUCCUCCGGUUCCGCACUCCAUACUGGCUGACCGAGUGGCAGAAACCAACAAAAUUAACAAAGAGAUCCAGACGGCGCUGCGACAUAAGUCGGAGAUCGAGCACCAUCGGAACAAGAUCCGGCUCCGCGCCAAGCGCCGCGGGCACUACGAGUUCCCAGUGUUGGACGAGCUGUCGUCGGGCGACACGCGGGAGCGGCACCGCGUGUACCGCAGGGCGCAGAUGCAGAUUGACAAGAUCCUGGACCCCACAGCCAGCGUGCCCUCUGUGUUCAUAGAGCCGAGGAAGAGCUCCAGGAUAAAACGUUCUCCUAAGCCGCGUCGGAAACAUCAGGUCAACGGCUGCCCCGGAGAUGCUGAGAAGGACAGACUUAUCACCACAGACAGCGAUGGCACUUACAAACGGCCCCCUGGUGUCCACAACUCUGCCUAUAUUGGUUGCCCGUCUGACCCUGACCUCCCGGCAGAUGUGCAGACGCCUUCUUCGGCUGAGCUGGGGAGGUAUCCAGGCCUGCCCUUCCCGGCCCCCCAGUACAUCCCGCCCCAGCCAUCCAUUGAGGAGGCACGCCAGACCAUGCACUCCCUCCUGGAUGAUGCGUUUGCCCUCGUGGCCCCCAGCAGCCAGCCUCCCAACGCUGCGGCCGCAGGCCCUGGAGUCCCAGCAGGCCUGCCUGUUAACAGCACCCCUUCCCGGGAAGAGAGACGAGCCACACAGUGGGGGUCCUUCUACAGCCCAGCUCAGACGGCCAACAACCCAUGCAGUAGAUAUGAAGAUUAUGGCAUGACUCCCCCAUCAGGCCCAUUACCAAGACCAGGUUUUGGCCCCAGUUUGCUGCAGUCUGCGGAGCUGGUGUCUUCCGAGCCCCAACAGCCCCAGGCAUCAUCUGAAGCCACCUCGUUUGCUGCCCGAGGGAUCUACUCGGAGGAGGUGCCAUUGGUGGCCCGGCCUCGGCCUGUCGGGGGCACCACAGGCUCCCAGAUCCAGCACCUGACGCAGGUGGGAAUUGCCAGCAGAAUCGGAGCUCAGCCAGUGGAAAUCCAACCAGGCAGAGGUGGCCAGUACGGGGGACCAGGCUGGCCUUCGUACGGGGAGGAUGAAGCCGGCCGGAGAGAGGCCACACACAUGCUGGGACAUCAGGAGUAUUCCUCACCACUCUUCCAGGUGCCAAGGACUUCAGGCCGGGAGCCUUCGGCUCCUCCCGGGAACCUCCCGCCCAGGGGGCUGCCGGGCGCUGGGUUGGCCUACCCCACCAGCUCCACGGAAGACCUCCAGCCCGGCCACUCUUCAGCCUCUCUCAUCAAAGCCAUCCGUGAGGAGCUCCUUCGGCUCUCCCAGAAGCAGACCGGCGUGCAGAACUUCCACAGCUGAUCGGCCUCACCUUGCAGAUUUGCCAAGUAUCCGCUUCCCGUGGAAGCAAGACUAAAAGGAAAUCAAAUGAGCGGGUGUUUGUAAGAGGAUGAGCAUCUCCCGGGCUAGGGGCCCAAGUAAGGGAACAAGUUGCAAUUUUAAAAGAUGCCAUAAGUCAUAUGACAGCUCACGAUGCUUUUAAUAUGUUGGCAAUUUUGUGACUACCUGGGUUCAGUUGAAAUUUAUGUACUUUUGGCCAAAAGCCAGCAGCACUUCAUGAAAGACAGACCACAGUUCUAAGCUAAUGAAAUAACUAAGUUAGUCUCUUUUUUAAAGGUGAAAGAUGAAAAUGUGUAGAUGGUGUAGGGAUUAAAGGAAUCUAGUAUUUCUGUGGGAAGAUGUGAUUCAGACUGGUUUGUACGAUGAACCUGCUGCUUUGUUUUCUGAGAAAAGAGAUUUGAAGACAUUUUAUUAACAGCUUGAUUUCCCUCUUUUCCUCCAUAGGAACUUAUUUUAAUAGUAAUAUUAACAACAUGAAUACUAAGACUGUUUGGGAAUUUAAAAAGCUACUAGUGAGAAACCAAAUGAUAGAUUGUAGAGCCUGAUGAUUCCAAACGAAGCCAUCAACUGCAUUUUCCUUCUACUUCUGGUGCUACAGCUCCAAGAGCCCCUUCACCUUGUCUGUGAAAUGCAACUUUGGCUUUCUCAAUGGAAGAAUAUGUGGAAGGUUUCAUUUUGUUCUGGAAAGGGGAAAAAAAAAAAGCCUCCCCAAAUAGGAAACGUUUAAUAUUUAUUUGGUUAUUCAAAAUACAUAUCAAAGUUUAGAUUUACAUUCUUAAUUGUACUUGCGGUUUGUUAAUUGGGCACAUGCACUGCCCUUGCAUCUCAUUGGAGUACAUCUCUUCAUCCAGGCCAGGCCUAUAGAAUGAGGCUUUCAGGAGGUCCUAAUCCUUGCACUUUGGUGAUGAGUUGCUCCCAAAUAUUGUUUGAAUGAGAAAUCUAACAUGAGCAAAAAUGUCAGAAUUUCUUGGACUGCUGAAUGGUUGGUUAUUCAUGAAUGCAUUCAUGGUAAUCACAUUCCCUGUGCUCAAGACCUGGAAACAAAACUGAAUUCUGUUCAGCCUGUUUGUAAUGAGUCAAGAAAGGAAAGAAGAGCUUUGAGACCACGAGGGAGAGAGUUGCUCCUAAUUUCUGAUUUUAUUGUGCAUGACUCCACAGAGUGACUGUUAAAACUGUCUUUGGGCCUGACAGAGGGGUCCUCUCACUUGAGAUUGACUCCUGAAGGAAACAUUUCUCCCCUUCCCAAAGUAGAGUAAGGAAUAGAGUCACAAGGGCAGUUCUGUUUUCCGGGCCUGAGUGAAAUGAAGAAAAACAGACUUAGAUAACAAAUUUCCAUGAAUCCUUUUUUUUAUUAGAUCAACUAAUAUCUUUAAUUAAACAACAGAUACACGGGCAGAAUUUGGGGCUCUGACAACUCAAAAUCUGUGUAUCUGUGUCAAAUUGUAAGAACCCCAAAGCAGCUAAAAUAGGUUCCCAAAGUGUAAUCACUGGGUUUCAGAAUCAUGUUUCAGCCCUGUCUUAAUGAAGCCUGUUGUGUAGACUCAAGUCUCACACUAGGGGAAAGUUGGUUCUGGGAAAUUAAGAUGUAGCCAUUCUUCAUCUUUGCACCUCUGAGAAAGGAGAGGUGCAGGAGGACAAGUCUCUUGAGGAUAUUAAAUAAAGGAAUGGGAACUCCUUUUCAUGUGCCCCUCACAGGCUCCAAAGAGUGGGGGAGAUAAGACCCCAUCUGGGCUUGAUUUCUUACCUCUCGGUCUUGGUUUAAUACCAGACUUGCCCAGAGUGGAGGAUUCUCUUUGCAUGUCAUUCAGAAAUACCAGGUUUCCUGAAUGUGUAAUUAAGAAUUUCAGAGAUCCAAGCAGAAUUUUAUUACGGACACCUCAUGGUGAAUUCAGAUUGAGUGCCAGCUGAUAGGGUAAAAUGCAGGCCCCUCUCCUUCCAUUCUGCUCAGUGUCCUAAGUAUAUGAACAUGGUUACCUCCUUAGUACGUGGCAGAAACGGGCCUCUGUUUUAAACGGGGCUGCAGUAACAGUUUUGAUGCCUUUCAAACUAGCAUAAGGGGACUCUACCUGCAUUUUUCUUCUUAGAACCAAUACAGUUUUAAACCGGCCUCAAGACCAAAGAUGACGUAUAAUAAACAACCGGUGGUGUGUGGUGAGUGUGAGCAGGCCGGUGGGAUCCCCAGCACUCUUGUGUUGGUUGUAAAGGUCACUCACUUUGCACUCAGUGUUACCGUCACCAGACUCAGAACAGACCCGCUGUCGUGGGGAGCAUCACUCAGUGAAUGGGAUCUACUUAGUGAAAGGUCCUCGUGGCAAUCACAUGUGGCUUUGGAGUUCCAUUUAUUGAAACAGCAAAAUGAAAAGUUAAAUUUCAUGUCUAUUCGUUUUUUCCUAUUUUAAAAAUUCUAGUGGUAAUAACAAGAGCUAUAAACUUGAGUCAGAGUUUUAGAGAAGAUUGUUUGGAGAAAUGAUCAUUUUUAGAACCUACACGGUCACUAAGUGGCUGUGUCAGGUCCUUUCUCUGAGCCUCAUUCUCCCCUACCCACUCCCCAGGAUUUCUCACUGAGAGAAUCAGACGUGGUCACGUGUGCAAAUGUCCCCUGAGGAGGAAGCACAAAGCACUGUGAAAACAGACUGUCUGCGUGAUUGCGCUGGGCUGGGCCCUCUGCUCUGACCUCCCCGUGAGCGAGUUCACGUGGGGGUAACCAGAGCAACACUAGAGCCCCCAUGUGACUCUGCUUCCUCUUUCCUGUCUUGCUUUAAAUUCACUUCCUUCACCAUUAACUUUCAGUUGUCAUGCAUUUUAAUGCUCCUGGUUUUCUGCUGUUUCUGGCACCAAAUAAGUCAACAUGAGCCCUGCCUUCUGAGAUCUUAGAAUCUGAAUCAGACAACACCCACGGUUUUAAGAGACAGAAGAGACGGGAAAAUGAUGUGGUUUACACAUCAGUAAAAUUCACUGAAAGUACACUAGGCACCCAGAAGGAGGCAUGGACGUUGCACAUUUGGAAACACUGGGAUCUUGGGUAGAACUCAAUGUCAGAAACGAAGGAAGACAGGAGCUUCCCAGGCGCAUGGUGAGAUGCUGUGGGAAGAGCUGAGAGUGGGCCUGGGGAAGGAUGGAGAAAGUGGGUGAAGCUACAUUUGAAAAUAACCUUGAUCCUGAUCUGUUCCCAUAUGGGAACGAAAUCCGUAACUGCACCAUUGAGGGAGUUUUAUAAGAGGAGGAAGUGAUGCUAUGAGGAUAUGUUUGCAUAAAAUGGCCAGGCCUGGGAAGAAGGUUUGCAGAGGAAGAGGUCCAUUCUGGAGGGGAGGAGAGGGGAGAGUCCCAGGAACUGCUGGAGGACCCAUGUCAGUGUGAAAAGAGUGAGACUUCCACUGAGGUCUGCUGCUUCGAGCAGAUCUCAAGCGUCAGCCAUUCGGCCACAUUUAAUCCUUUGUGGAGCACAGUGGGUUAUAAAUAAAUAUAUUUGAGUUCUUUACAGCUACCUACACAUUUUCCUCCAAAUUAUAUUUAAUUUCAGAGCGUGUUUUCAUUUUGGUGGUAUGUGGCUUUUGAGCAGCAAACUAAGCCAGUUUCUGCCAGCCAGAUCUUUCAGGGCAUGCGGCCUGUGAUGCAGGGCAGAGGUGAAGGGACGCCUGGAGGCCUCGGGCCAAAACAGGUAAUUCUGUGCUUUAUGAGCUUCCCGUUGAACUGUGUACAGGGUCAGUGUUUACUGCACUUGCGCAACUUAGUGCUCCAGUGACCAAACUAAUCACUCGGACACUGAUUUGCAUUUGCAGUACUUCAGGAGUUAAUCAUUAAAUAUACUUCUACAUCCCUUUCAUCUGAGAUCCUAGACGUGAAUGAAUUUGUUGGUUGGAAGGAGAGCUGGUUAAGGUUCUGGGUGGGUGGGGAGGGGGCUCCAGUCUUAAGUACCACACCCGCUUUCAUUGUAGAUGUUUUAGCCAUUUCAUUUCUACCUCCAGAGCAAGUCCCCAAAGCCAGUCUCCAGAGCCCACUUAUCCACCUUUGUUCCAGGCAGGAGUGUGAGGAAGUCCACAUCUGCACCUGCACGUGGACCGUUUGAACAUAAAGCACGUUUUCUUGGGAUGCUAACUUGAACUUUGUUUUUACGUUUAAUCCAACACCGUCACGGAUAUUCUGGUAACAGGUGAGAGGGGUCUCUAUGAGCAACUGCUGUAACACACUCAUAAACUGUAUUAGGCUUACACUUGUUACCUAGCGAACAAGGAGUGUGUGCAUUUCAGGUUUCUUUUGAUAUCCUUGGAGGUGAUUUUCAGUGUUUAAACUAGGACUCCUUUCUCUAAUUUUAUGAAAAAGACUUGAAAACCAAAACCUCACGGUACGAUCCUAAUUCCAUGCUGUGUGUAUAACAGUACACUUGACGUUUAUCUUAACAUGCAGCAGGUGUUGACGUUUAGGAAAAGAAUAUCAGAUGCCUUGGAAACAUGAAGCAAAGUUGGGAACCAGCGACCAAGUGAAAGAAGGAAGGAGUGUCUCCCUCUGAGAUACUCUCAUCCAAAUUACGCUCGCACAGGGUAGAUAAUCAUGCAGGCUCUUUGCUUUUCCUUCUUCCUCUGGAUUUUUCUGCUCUGGGGCCACUUCACAUUUAAAGGAAGAGUGGGUAAGUAGAAGGGACAGAGAAAAACUGAAGUGAUUUGGAUCUCGAGGUCCCUGAUUCCACAGAAUCUUUCUGGACACCUUGGACCAUCACGAAUAGCCCCUUCUCAUGUCUACCAGAUUUCCAGCAUUCAUAACUUGACUCCCUAAGUGUGCAAGGUCAGAAUAGUACAGGGCCAGCUUCUCGCCAGGCUUCCUGUACGGUUCCUCCUGCAGAUGUGGGGAAGGAGGAGGAGGCGGCACUAGGGGACAGAGGCUCAGUUGCUCUAAGCAGCAGAGCGUUACUUUCAGAAAAGGGCAGUAGGAACUCUCUACUUUGCCCCCCUGCAGGGCACGGUCUAAGGAGCGCGGAGAGAUUGGGUGAGCCUCGCCCUCGCAGGAAAGACUGCUGCUUAGCCGAGCUGCUCUGGGAUGCCCACUUGUCUCCUCUGACUUUGUCAAGGUCCAUGUUCUUCUGACCCUUUCCGCACGCUCAUACCUAGAUUUUGAGUGUUAAUGUACGAAAAUACGCAGAGUAAAUUGAGGCCACUUGUGGCCUCAAUACUGCCACUUGAACGUGACAAUCAUGGUUUGCUGGUCUCGAACGGGCCCUUAAAUUUCCGUAUGGGUAUAUGAUUUAAUCAUCGAACCCUUCCUUCUCUUUGCUGGUUAUGUUUCUACCCUUCAAUUAGCUGCACUGUUUUCUAAUGUGCUGUAGAGUUUUUGAGAUAAUUUAUGCAAGUGUUUGGUUUCCAUGUUUACAAUUUAUACAGCUUUCCUAGCAUUUUAAAUGGAAAUGUCAAUAAAUGCUAUGAAUUGGUGUCAAGUGA